CUCUCACACCACCAACACUCACUACAUCUCUCUCUUCCUUCACUCACUCUCUCUUGUUCAUCUACCGGUCUCUGCACCAACACUCAUUCUCCUAGAAAGGAGUGAAACUGCCACAACUCACGUCUCCGGGACGUAUAGAAUUGGACAAUAGAUUAUCAUAGCAGACUAUCAUGCGUGAAGUCAUCUCAAUCCACGUCGGUCAAGCUGGUGUUCAGAUUGGAAACGCUUGCUGGGAGCUGUACACCAUUGAACAUGGUCUCAGCCCUGAUGGUCGAUUGACGGAAGGGUCCACCAGCGAUGACGGUUUUGCGACUUUCUUCUCUGAGACAGGCGCAGGUAAACACGUUCCUCGUUCCCUUUAUGUCGACUUGGAACCCAAUGUCAUCGAUGAAGUCAGGACCGGUACUUACCGUAGUCUUUUCCACCCCGAGACCAUGAUCACUGGCAAAGAAGAUGCCGCCAAUAAUUACGCGCGAGGCCAUUACACUAUCGGCAAAGAAUUGGUGGACACGGUACUCGAACAGGUCCGACGUUUGGCCGACAACUGUUCUGGACUCCAAGGAUUCUUCGUGUUCCACUCCUUCGGUGGUGGUACCGGUUCUGGAUUCGGCGCGCUUCUCAUGGAACGUCUAUCAACUGACUACGGUAAAAAGUCCAAGCUCGAAUUUUCGGUCUACCCAGCCCCCAAGCUGUCAACUUCGGUAGUGGAGCCUUACAACUCGGUACUUACAACCCACACCACUCUCGAGCACUCGGACUGUUCGUUCAUGGUCGACAACGAGGCUAUCUAUGACAUCUGCCGCCGAAACCUCAACAUCUCGUCACCGUCGUUCACAAACCUCAAUCGCCUGAUCGCCCAAGUCGUAUCCUCGAUCACAGCCUCUCUUCGUUUCGACGGAUCUCUGAAUGUCGAUUUGAACGAGUUCCAAACCAACUUGGUUCCAUUCCCAAGGAUCCACUUCCCAUUGGCAACUUACGCUCCAAUCAUCUCGGCUGAAAAAGCCUUCCAUGAGUCAAACACUGUCUCAGAGAUGACGCUUUCUUGCUUCGAGUCCAACAACCAGUUGGUCAAGUGUGAUCCUCGACAGGGAAAAUACAUGGCUUGUUGUCUGUUGUACAGAGGCGACAUUGCUCCCAAAGACACAAACGCCGCCGUUGCCAACGUCAAAACCAAGCGUACAAUUCAAUUUGUUGAUUGGUGUCCUACCGGAUUCAAGCUGGGUAUCUGCAAUGAGCCACCCGCCCUCGUGCCGGGAGGUGACCUCGCCAAGGUGUCACGAUCUCUUUGUAUGCUCUCGAACACCACCGCGAUCGCAACUGCCUGGGCACGACUCGAUAACAAAUUCGAUCUCUUGUAUUCGAAGCGGGCCUUUGUUCAUUGGUAUGUGGGUGAAGGUAUGGAAGAGGGAGAGUUUUCGGAAGCGAGAGAGGAUCUGGCUGCUCUGGAAAAGGAUUACGAGGAGGUUGGAAUGGACUCUGUGGAUCCCGACGAGGAGGAUGGGGAAUACUGAGCCAAGAAGGGGGAAUGGGUGGCUUUUUAUGCGUCUUCUUCACGUUUAGCUUUUGCCGUCUGAGAUUCUUCAUAAUUUGAAUUCCCGUGUCAAUGAUGAAGUUAGAUACGCCGUUUUGA
This is a messenger RNA of Tremella mesenterica DSM 1558, 1630 nucleotides long. RefSeq lists its product as uncharacterized. Gene Ontology annotation, cellular component: nucleus; microtubule; spindle. The record is from RefSeq and is a predicted model, not a curated record. Gene Ontology annotation, biological process: mitotic cell cycle; nuclear migration by microtubule mediated pushing forces; nuclear division. Gene Ontology annotation, molecular function: GTP binding; structural constituent of cytoskeleton. The transcript has 14 exons. Lineage: Eukaryota; Fungi; Basidiomycota; Tremellomycetes; Tremellales; Tremellaceae. The coding region runs from base 171 to 1511 and encodes 446 amino acids.